UCUGCAGAGGAGGGAACAAACUAACGCGUGUUUGGUGUGUACGUGGGGAAGUUUUCACCGUGAAGAUUCUUCCGUGGACAAGGAUCACACAGGUCAAGCGUUGGGUGAAAAUGGUGAAAAUUACAGUGGUCAAAACCAAGGCGUACGCCGACCAGAAACCCGGAACCAGCGGACUCAGGAAAAGAGUAACAGUCUUCCAGCAAAAUCAGCACUAUGCUGAAAAUUUCAUUCAGAGCACCAUAUCCGUCGUCGAGCCUGCAGUCAGGCAAGAGAGCACUUUGGUUGUCGGUGGAGAUGGAAGAUUUUUCAUGAAAGAUGCUAUUCAACUCAUCGUGCAGAUUGCCGCAGCUAAUGGGAUUGGCCGGCUGGUCAUUGGCCAGAAUGGGAUCAUGUCCACCCCUGCUGUGUCCUGUGUGAUCCGGAAGAUCAAGGCUGUCGGAGGGAUCAUUCUGACGGCCAGCCAUAAUCCUGGUGGCCCAAGUGGAGACUUUGGCAUCAAGUACAACAUUGCCAGUGGAGGACCUGCUCCGGAAGGAGUCACAAACAAGAUCUACGAUAUCAGCAAAAGUAUCACAGAGUACCAUAUCUGUCCUGACCUUAAAGUGGACCUGUCCAAAAUUGGUAAACAGACCUUUGAGGUGGACACCUUCAAGCCGUUUACAGUGGAAAUUGUGGAUUGUGUGGAGGCCUAUGCUGAGAUGCUGAGAGGCAUCUUUGAUUUCCCUGCCUUGAAGGAGCUGCUGUCUGGACCCAAUCAUAUCAAAGUGAACCUGGAUGCUAUGCAUGGAGUGGUUGGACCUUACGUGAAGAAGAUCGUCUGUGAGGAGCUUGGCUCUCCUGCCAACUCUGCUGUGAAUUGUGUUCCAUCGGAAGAUUUUGGAGGUCACCACCCUGACCCCAAUCUGACCUAUGCUGCCGACCUGGUCAAGACCAUGAAGGGAGGCGAAUAUGACUUUGGAGCGGCUUUUGAUGGUGAUGGUGAUCGUAACAUGGUGCUGGGCAAACAUGGCUUCUUUGUGAACCCCUCGGACUCUGUGGCUGCUAUCGCGGCCAACAUCACCUGCAUCCCCUACUUCCAGAAGACUGGCGUGAAGGGGCUGGCCCGCAGCAUGCCCACCAGCGGAGCUCUGGACAAUGUGGCCAAAGCUCUGAAGAUGGCGCUGUAUGAGACUCCUACUGGCUGGAAGUUCUUUGGGAACCUGAUGGAUGCUGGCAAGCUGUCCCUGUGUGGAGAGGAGAGCUUUGGCACAGGCUCUGACCAUAUCAGGGAGAAGGAUGGGCUGUGGGCAGUCCUUGCCUGGCUGUCAAUCUUAGCGUCACGCAAACAGAGUGUGGAGGACAUCAUGAAAGACCACUGGAAGAAAUUUGGGCGCAAUUUUUUCACAAGGUAUGAUUAUGAAGAGGUGAACUCCGACGCUGCCAGUAAGAUGAUGAAAGACCUAGAAGCUGCCAUGUCUGACAAGUCCUUUGUUGGAAAGAAAUUCUCCUCGGGUGACAAGACAUAUGAAGUGGAGAUCGCCGAUAACUUCAUGUACACAGACCCGGUGGAUGGGAGCGUAUCAAAGAACCAGGGCCUGAGGAUCAUCUUCUCUGAUGGCUCGCGGAUCAUUUUCCGUCUCAGCGGGACGGGCAGCGCCGGGGCGACUAUCAGGCUCUACAUAGACAGCUAUGAGAAGGACCCGCAGAAGAUCAACCAGGAGGCGCAGGUGAUGCUGGCUCCACUGGUGGACAUCGCAUUGAAGAUCUCUCAGCUUCAGGAGAACACUGGACGUACUGCCCCCACUGUGAUCACAUAAAGGCCUUAUCCCCCCCCCACCAAACCACCAGACCCGUCCAUUCACAGCCCCCCAUCAACCCCCCCAAAUACAUACACAUCUGUCAACGGCUCACAUCAGUACUGUAACACAAACUGCCAAAACAAAAGUAAACUAACACAAAACAUACAAAUAAAGGGAAAUGUUCCAAAAGAAAA
Clupea harengus (Atlantic herring) is the source of this 1972-nucleotide messenger RNA. RefSeq names its product phosphoglucomutase 1 (gene pgm1). Gene Ontology annotation, biological process: carbohydrate metabolic process. The record is from RefSeq and is a predicted model, not a curated record. Gene Ontology annotation, cellular component: cytosol. Gene Ontology annotation, molecular function: magnesium ion binding; phosphoglucomutase activity. Lineage: Eukaryota; Metazoa; Chordata; Actinopteri; Clupeiformes; Clupeidae.